AUGGCGUACUUAGUGAAGAUGAACAGAAGGCUAUGCUUAUGGAAGAUGGACAAGGGUUACAGCACCCAACAGGGUCAGAUUGCAGAUUUCUCUACUGCUAUGCUGCAAAUGAGAGAGAAUUUUUCACUUGCAUGGAAGGAGGGCCUAAAACAGAGGAGACUCAAGCAUCAAGGUAUUGGUCGGCCAAGUGUAUACCAUGCUGUGGUGGUUAUAUUCCUAGAAUUCUUUGCCUGGGGACUAUUGACAACACCCAUGCUAACAGUCUUACAUGAAACGUUUCCUCAUCAUACCUUUUUAAUGAAUGGUCUUAUUCAGGGUGUGAAGGGAUUUUUAUCCUUUCUGAGUGCUCCAUUAAUAGGUGCUCUAUCUGAUGUGUGGGGAAGAAAGUCUUUUCUUCUUCUUACAGUUUUCUUCACUUGUGUUCCAAUACCAUUAAUGAGGAUAAGUCCAUGGUGGUACUUCGGUAUGAUUUCAGUCUCUGGAAUCUUUUCUGUUACCUUCUCUGUAAUAUUUGCCUAUGUAGCUGACAUAACACAAGAACAUGAGAGAAGUACUGCCUAUGGAUUGGUAUCUGCCACCUUUGCAGCAAGUUUGGUAACUAGUCCUGCAAUUGGAGCCUAUCUUUCUGCCAACUAUGGAGAUAAUCUGGUUGUACUAGUGGCCACAGUGGUGGCUGUUGUGGAUAUCUGUUUCAUUCUGUUAGCUGUACCAGAAUCUCUGCCUGAAAAAAUGAGACCUGCUUCAUGGGGAGCCCCUAUAUCAUGGGAACAAGCAGAUCCUUUUGCUUCCCUGAAAAAAGUUGGGAAAGAUUCUACAGUCCUCCUGAUCUGUAUCACAGUGUUUCUCUCCUACUUACCUGAGGCUGGCCAGUAUUCUAGCUUCUUUCUGUAUUUACGACAGAUUAUAGGUUUUGGCUCUGCUAGUAUUGCAGCGUUCAUAGCUGUGCUAGGAAUUAUGUCUAUAAUAGCUCAGACUGUAUUUCUCAGUAUCCUGAUGAGGUCGAUAGGGAACAAGAAUACAGUCCUCCUUGGUCUUGGCUUUCAGAUACUCCAACUGGUUUGGUAUGGUUUUGGAUCUGAGCCUUGGAUGAUGUGGGCAGCAGGAGCAGUGGCAGCUAUGUCAAGUAUUACAUUUCCAGCAGUUAGUGCUCUGGUUUCACGAAAUGCAGAGUCAGAUCAGCAAGGUGUUGUCCAAGGAAUAAUAACUGGAAUUAGGGGCCUGUGUAAUGGCCUGGGGCCAGCGCUCUAUGGUUUUAUUUUCUUUCUCUUCCACGUGGAGCUCAGUGGAUUGGUACCUGUCCAGAGUUCUGAGAAAAAUACCAUGGAGGAUCCUAGUGAUGAGAGAGCAAUCAUACCUGGUCCACCCUUCCUCUUUGGAGCAUGUGCAGUCCUUCUGGCUUUUCUGGUUGCCUUAUUCAUUCCUGAGCACAGUAAAGUCAGCAGUACCAGGAAGCACAGCAACAGCAUCAGCAGUACCCAGAGCAACAAUCCAGAUCGUGGCAGUGAAGAGGACAUAGAACCACUGCUUCAAGACAGCAGUGUAUAGGGCUAGCUUUAAAGAUUUUUUAAAAAACAACAAAAAAAACAGCAGCUACAAGAACAAAUUCCACGUGCGCUGAACUCCAAAAGUGGGCAGGAUGCAGGAAGCUUCUGGCCACUUAAAGGAGAUUAGCCGAGAGCAACUCAUCCGUUGUGUGUGGAUGGUGAAUUCUGGAUGGGCCUGUGGUUAUACAAAACAAAAAUCCCACUAAGUGUUUGGUAUUAGAGCAGGGUAAAGUUUGAGACUUUUAAUCUUGUUCCUGAUAUUCAACCACGAAUGCCAUCUGAAGCCCUGGUUUUGGAGCGAAAAAUCUUAAAUACACAGACCUUCCUGAGAGACCAAACUUAAAAAUAAGUUGGACAUUUUGUUUCCAAAGUCAUAUGCAAAAUAAGCAGGUCUGAGGCAGAAUGCAGUUCUUGCCAACAUAUAUUUAAAGAUUUAAGUUUUGCAUUUCUUAUGUCUUGUCUUUGUAUGCAUGGCCCCUUUUCCCCUCAUGGGUAUGGGAGGGGACUAAUCUAUACAGUUCUAGUAUCUGAAACGCUACUGAUGGAUAAAUGUCAUGUUAAAACUCCUAAGCCUGUAAACUACAAUAUCCCUUACUAACAUAGAACCUAAUAUGCCAUAGAACAUUGAUAGAACUAAGAUUUUUUUUUUUAUAGUUAAAUGAUCACACAUUGAGAACCUUGCCUGUGAAUGAAGGUCACAUACAAGUCUUAAACCCACAUUCCAGAGGUGUCUGACCUGAAGUGGCUAAAAAAAAAAAAAUCUUGGCACCCAGGAGCACUGGUGAGGUGGUAACACUCUGCUUGUAGAAAAUGGGAUUGUAAUGACAUGCUGUGUAACACAAACAAAUGUGAACACUGCUAGUGUGGAGAGUCAGGUUAAUUGGAUGCCAAGGUAGUUUACAUCAAGACUUGUGUGUAUUUUUUGCAUUUUGUCACUAUCUGCCGUAUGAAAAUUCUUCCCAUUAAUUUCACCCCUGCCUUAACUGCUACUUAGCGUGCAUUUAUAAUAUAAUUGAUCAUAUUUAGCCUUCAUAUCAAUCUCUCACCUGCUGAAUCUCAUGGAAAUAUGCAUAUUAAAUUCCUUUCUAAAAGAUGCUUUAAAAAGUUCAGUGUCUACAAAGCAUUGUGCUAAUUUUUAGAGACAUUUUAUGAAAAGUUAUACAGAUUUAUAUGUAUUUUGCUGCAGUGUAAAUGGUCCAUUAAACAAAACCAACUUUAACAAAGUACUCCUAUGAAUGUUUUAUAUGUAUGAAAUAUAUGUAGAUAUUUGUAAGGAGUUUUAAUUUUUUUCCAGAUGGGGUGCUGUGUAAAUCUUGUAUUUAUAAAUGUAAUGAGGGUACUGACAGAUAUACAGCUUUUUAUAAAGGAUUGUGUAUUGACCGAACAAAUUUUAAAAAAAUAUAUAUUUUGAAACUUGUUCCGCCUUGAACAGAGAUAACAGACCUUUUGUACAAUGCGGUUUGGUUUUUAAGUUAAUAAGCUAACUAAUGCAUAAUAAAUCUGCAACUUAUGCUUUCUAGGU
This is a messenger RNA of Alligator sinensis (Chinese alligator), 3066 nucleotides long. RefSeq names its product hippocampus abundant transcript-like protein 1. The coding region runs from base 1 to 1545 and encodes 514 amino acids. Gene Ontology annotation, molecular function: transmembrane transporter activity. The record is from RefSeq and is a predicted model, not a curated record. NCBI's taxonomy places the organism in Eukaryota, Metazoa, Chordata, Crocodylia, Alligatoridae. The transcript has 13 exons. Gene Ontology annotation, biological process: transmembrane transport. Gene Ontology annotation, cellular component: membrane.